GAAAUCCAUGACACUGAGACGCAUUAUGCACCGGGUCGCAAACCUAUUCUUCUACUGGAUGAAGCCACCUCUGCUAUGGAUCCGGAUACUGAAGCGGUUCUGCAGGAAGUUAUAGAGGAAGAGUUCACCCGCCAAGGGCACACAGUGACCAUUGUAGCUCAUAGGGUGAGUAGCAUGGUCAAGUACUUCCGAGACGGCGUCGACGCAGUCGUCUGGACAAACGAAGGGAGAAUCGAGAAAGUGACACAUACUCACAAGGCUGCAGGAUUUGAGCUCGAGGAGGGUAGUGAAGAACGUAAAGGAUACAACAAUACUAGGCCUAUAAUUUACACUUAUCUAGAACUUUCGCCCUCACCAAUCUUUGCUUGAACUUUUGGACGAAAACUAGCAUACACAUUGGCAGAAUUCAUAUACAUCUUGUAAACAAGCAUACAUGCUAAUCAGCCAGUGAAUUAAUACCCAACAUAAACCACAAAAGUCUAUAAUACUGAAGAAGAACAACCCCGUAAACCCCAAACACCAAAACACGAACCCCAAC
Molecule: messenger RNA, 538 nt
Organism: Aspergillus alliaceus
Lineage: Eukaryota; Fungi; Ascomycota; Eurotiomycetes; Eurotiales; Aspergillaceae
Exons: 1
Coding region: 76-369 (97 amino acids)
Source: RefSeq, a predicted model, not a curated record